GUUUCGGCUUCGCCAUGCUGAUGGCAAACACGCUGACCGUGACUGACGGCAGCUGGCUGGUGCACCGCAACAACGAGUUCCGCACCGCCUACGUUGUGUACGUGGCUGCCCACUACGGCAUGGCGUUCCGCGAUCAGAGUGUGUGGUCGAUACUUGACAACAACUUCACUUAUGGCUCGUACUCAUCUACCAUUGCAAAUAUGACAACCAAGUGGUCACCACCAUCCGACACGCGCCCGACCAUCUACGGUGUGUGCAACGAGGCAAUGGGCUCUCCUGUGACGAAUUACCAAGACGACCUCAAUAUUUGGACGCCCGUGACGGUGUUGGACUGUGGCGUGUGCAUCGUGGACGCCGUGUGCUUUGCAGCGAGGACGAGCAGCAUCAGCGGCUGUGAGUGCGUGUGCGCUGCUGGCGGCUACGGUGACACGUGUCUGCCGGCUGCGGUUCCGGACGGCCUUGGACCGCUUCCGCUCCCCGACGCGAAGGACACGGAGGUCCGCUGCGUGCACGGUGGCAGCAUCAGCUCCGUGUACGUUCCUGAUCCCGGUGUGCGUGGUCUGUGCUUUGUCAACGUGACCUUCACCGCCGCGAUUGUGCUGGACCUGUCGUAUUUUGACGCGCCACAGCAUACACUGAACAUCACGCUGCUGCAGUGCGUCCUCGUGGGCCUGUCGAUCAGGGGGAGUGGUGCGCGUGUGCACGUGGACGUGACUUCUUCGAUGUUGGAUUCUGGUGAGUUGGUGUUUCAGGGUGAUUUCGGCGCGAGCUCCCAGAUAUUGGUGGUGGGCUGUACGCUUGUGACGACGUCGGGCCACGCCAUUUCCUUUGCGAAGUUUACUCUCAGUGCGAAUAUGACGCUGCUGCUACUUGACAACUACAUUGGGGCGGAUAGGUACGCGGUCUAUUUCAUCAGUGUUGUUGUUGAUGGUGGCGGGAUCAUUGUGAAGGGAAAUACGCUGAGGACAACGGAGGACGAUGACGGUUUGGAAUCAUCUGUUUGCGUUAAUGCCGUUGGAGUGAAGAACGGCGGCUACUUUGACGUGGAGAACAACACGAUGAGCUCGGUCAAUGGCGUUAUUCUUUUUGGGGAUACUACCGUGAGCUCCGCGGGGCUGCUGCGAGUGGCAGACUGCACCUUUGUUGACGGGACGGAAAUUUUUGAUUCCGCGCUGGUGUAUUUGUCUGGCUCGGCGACCCUUGAGGGAGGUGCGCAGUGGCGUGUGGAGGGCAACAUCGUAGGUGCAGCCUCAGUAUUAACUAUUCCGUACCCCCAGUACAAGAUUAGGUUAUCGGGCAGCGGCACCACCGUGGCGCUUGCACACAACCGUCAGGUGGACAAUAGUUAUCCCUUCGCUGAUUUUUCUCCGCCAGACACGAUUGUUGAGUUACCUGCGCGGUUUGUCGUUGGGUGCAACCUGCAGGGCGAUGAGGAGGUGUCGUACGACGAUGUGUUUCCGGAGGAGGUGGAAGUCUUCAGGUGUGGCACAUGCAACGAAGAUGCGGCGUGCUACAUGCCCGGGACGGAGUUGGUGGACCGCAGCUUGUGCUCGUGCAGCUGCAAGGACGGAUGGCAUGGCGCGUCGUGUCUUCCCUUCGAGGUGCCCGACACGGUUGUGCCGCCCGUGGCGGAGAGAGCCGUUGACGGCGACACGAGCUGCAUGGUGAACCAGACGCUGACGAACGUUACGCUGAACAUGUGGAAGACGCAACACUGCUACGUGGGUGUGACAUUCAGCGGCGUGGGUG
Trypanosoma cruzi is the source of this 1749-nucleotide messenger RNA. Its product is annotated as dispersed gene family protein 1 (DGF-1), putative. The transcript has a single exon. The record is from RefSeq and is a predicted model, not a curated record. NCBI's taxonomy places the organism in Eukaryota, Euglenozoa, Kinetoplastea, Trypanosomatida, Trypanosomatidae. The annotation marks the transcript as partial.